CGGGACUCCAUUUCCCAGCAGGCUCGGGCGGCGGGCGCCGCGGUGCCUUGUGUGGGAUGUAAGCGCGGAGGCCGAGGCCCGCCGCCAUGGGGCUGAAGGCCGCCCAGAAGACGCUGUUCCCGCUGCGCUCCAUCGACGACGUGGUGCGCCUGUUCGCUGCCGAGCUGGGCCGGGAGGAGCCGGACCUGGUGCUCCUCUCCCUGGUCCUGGGCUUCGUGGAGCACUUCCUAGCUGUCAACCGCGUCAUUCCCACCAACGUGCCCGAGCUCACCUUCCAGCCCAGCCCCGCGCCCGACCCUCCUGGCGGCCUCACCUACUUCCCGGUGGCCGACCUGUCCAUCAUCGCCGCGCUCUAUGCCCGCUUCACUGCCCAGAUUCGGGGCGCCGUCGACCUGUCUCUCUACCCGCGAGAGGGGGGCGUCUCCAGCCGCGAACUGGUAAAGAAGGUCUCCGACGUGAUCUGGAACAGCCUCAGCCGCUCCUACUUCAAGGAUCGAGCACACAUCCAGUCUCUCUUCAGCUUCAUCACAGGCACCAAACUCGACAGCUCCGGCGUGGCCUUUGCUGUGGUGGGGGCCUGCCAGGCUCUGGGGCUCCGGGAUGUCCACUUGGCCCUGUCUGAGGACCACGCCUGGGUAGUGUUUGGGCCCAACGGGGAGCAGACGGCGGAAGUCACCUGGCACGGCAAGGGCAACGAGGAUCGCAGGGGCCAGACCGUCAAUGCGGGUGUGGCCGAGCGGAGCUGGUUAUACCUGAAAGGCUCGUACAUGCGCUGUGACCGCAAGAUGGAGGUGGCGUUCAUGGUGUGCGCCAUCAACCCCUCCAUCGAUCUGCACACCGACUCGCUGGAGCUCCUGCAGCUGCAGCAGAAGCUGCUGUGGCUGCUCUACGACCUGGGACAUCUGGAAAGGUACCCCAUGGCUCUGGGGAACCUGGCUGACCUGGAGGAGCUGGAGCCCACCCCUAGCCGACCAGACCCACUCACCCUCUACCACAAGGGCAUCGCCUCAGCCAAGACCUACUACCGGGACGAGCACAUCUACCCCUACAUGUACCUGGCCGGCUACCACUGUCGCAACCGCAACGUGCGGGAAGCCCUGCAGGCCUGGGCGGACACGGCCACCGUCAUCCAGGACUACAACUACUGCCGCGAAGACGAGGAGAUCUACAAGGAGUUCUUUGAGGUAGCCAACGACGUCAUCCCCAAUCUGCUGAAGGAGGCAGCCAGCCUGCUGGAGGCCGGCGAGGAGAGGCCAGAACAGACCCAGGGCACCCAGAGCCAGGGCUCUGCCCUCCAGGACCCAGAGUGCUUCGCCCAUCUGCUGCGCUUCUACGACGGCAUCUGCAAGUGGGAGGAGGGCAGCCCCACGCCCGUGCUGCACGUGGGCUGGGCCACCUUCCUCGUGCAGUCCCUAGGCCGCUUCGAGGGGCAGGUGCGGCAGAAGGUGCGCAUCGUGAGCCGCGAGGCGGAAGCCACGGAGGCCGAGGAGCCGUGGGGUGAGGAAGCCCGGGAAGGCCGGCGGCGAGGCCCGAGGCGUGAGUCCAAGCCUGAGGAGCCGCCGCCACCCAAGAAGCCCGCGUUGGACAAGGGCCCAGUUGCCGGCCAGGGUGCCGUGCCAGCAGGACCCCCAAAGAAGCCCCCAGGGACCGUCCCUGGCAUGGCCCGGGGCCCUGAGGGCGGCAGCAGUGUGGCUUCGGUGCCAGCGCCUGCAGCAUCACCGCCGCCAGAGGGUCCGGUGCUCACUUUCCAGAGCGAGAAGAUGAAGGGCAUGAAGGAACUGCUGGUGGCCACAAAGAUCAACUCGAGCGCCAUCAAGCUGCAGCUCACGGCCCAGUCACAGGUGCAGAUGAAGAAGCAGAAGGUGUCCACGCCCAGCGACUACACGCUUUCCUUCCUCAAGCGGCAGCGCAAGGGCCUCUGAGCUACCCUGGGCCGGGCUCAGACUGCAGCUCCUCCCCGCCCCCCGCCCCCCAGGUAGCCUAGGCCUAGCCUCCUUGCCCCAGCCCCUGCCUGGACCAGGCUCUGGGUCUCUGCAGUAUGGACAGACUCCACCAGCCCAGAGGCUGGGACGCUGCCUGGCGUGGGAGUUUGAAUCCCACCCCAGAAUCCUGUCUGGCCAAUGGAAACCGCACCCUAGGCCCCGACUCCAGUCUGUAAAGGCCCCACCACCAGGAAGCCGGGCCCCACCUCUGCGGCUGCCACCCUAGGACUGACCAGGGCCCCGGCCCCCAUGGCCAAGGCUUCAUCCUGGCGUUCCGGGGCCCCUUCCAUCUGGGGGUCCUGCUUAGCCCUGGGAGUACAUUUCCGCACUUCAGAAUUCCAGCCCUUGGAAACCCAAGCCCCUGCCCCAAGGAACUUAACACUUCCAGAAUUUGGGAAUCUUCCUCGCACCUCUAUCCCAAAGCCCGGGCUUUGUCCCUGGCCUGUGUGAGCCCUGAGCCCCGCCCCUUCCUGACCAAACUGGCCCCAGAUCAGAGCCAACCUCUCUCCCCACCUCCGGGAGCACCCCCGAGGUCCAGCCAGUCUCUGGGGACCCCGGAGGAAAUCUGCGGGGGUUUGCGAGUGGAUAGGGAAGCCUGAUCGCUUCCUGUUUUGUACAUAGAUUUAUUUUUCAGUUCCA
Messenger RNA from Condylura cristata (star-nosed mole), 2621 nucleotides. RefSeq names its product multiple endocrine neoplasia I (gene MEN1). The coding region runs from base 87 to 1922 and encodes 611 amino acids. The transcript is spliced from 10 exons. Gene Ontology annotation, molecular function: transcription cis-regulatory region binding; Y-form DNA binding; chromatin binding. Gene Ontology annotation, cellular component: chromatin; histone methyltransferase complex; nucleus. Gene Ontology annotation, biological process: regulation of transcription by RNA polymerase II; negative regulation of cell population proliferation; negative regulation of cell cycle. The record is from RefSeq and is a predicted model, not a curated record. Lineage: Eukaryota; Metazoa; Chordata; Mammalia; Eulipotyphla; Talpidae.